CGCGCUUUGAUUUCACUUUGUCUCUGAACUUAUUUACUGGUUUUGGGCUUCCUGCGGGGAGGGUCGGACCCCACCGAGCCCCACAGACCCAGAGAAAUAUGGCGAAUCUACCGCGAGUCGUUUCAGGACUAAAUACUCACUCGCGUAUUUAUAACACAUGUCCGGUAUAAUAGUAUUAUCGCUUAUUUACGCAUUCAUUACACGGCCACAUUUCAAGGACAUAAUUAUACGUGACGUCACCUAAAUGCCACCACAUAUGCUCUCUAAUAUCCCUGCUCUGUCAAUAGAAACUUUUGCCCAUUUUUCAAAAUGGUGGCUGUCUUUGGUGAUUUUCUCGCGCGCCCAAUAACUCCUUCCAGCCACUUCUAGCGCCCAUUUCCGUCGUUUUUGGUGUGUGACAUCACUGAUUCUGAGCAAUCUGAUUGGCUGUUGCCUAACAAUCAGGGUUCCCACGGGACUCCUAUACCUCGGCGAGGUACCUCUGCUGCCACUGCACCCCUGGCGAAAGUUUAAGGUGGAUUUGUCGUCAUGUGGCCAUGGCAACAGCCGACUAGCUCCACCCACCCACACUACCCUUCGUCGUCCCUGACUUAUCAUCAUCCCCAGGCUCCCCAGCACAUCGUCUCCCCUCACACCCUCCCCCCUUCACAAUUUCCAGUUGCACAGCAUUAUCUCUAUCCCCCUGCAAACCCCGCUGGGGAUUUCCCCUUCUCCCCUCACCUCUCAGACCAGGUCCCCGUGGAUACAUGGGCGGAGUCUCGUCAGUCAUCUGUCCAAUCAGAUGCUCUCGCCCUUCCCUUCUCCUCCACCCUCCAGCCACGUGGGGAAAUCCACCUUCCCACACUUCAUCCCUCACAACAAGCCACACCCACUAAUGUUCAGCCGCCGCAGCUGUCCCCGCUCCCCCUCACACCCUCACACCCUCCCCCCUCUCACACCGUCACCCAAUCUCCAUUCUCAAUGGACUUCAUCCUCCGAGAACAUGCCACGCCCACCCCCAAUGGGGCGGAGCUGGCUCCACCCAUUGCUCAGUUCCAACCAACACCUACCGGACCGACGACUCCUGACCUUGGUGACCCCGUAGUUGCCGCCGGUUACCAGGCAGGAAUAGGCGAGGUAAUGUACCAGACUCCACCUCAGCCACACCCACAAAUUCCACACCCCCACACCCCGUCACCGCAGCUCCAGCCCUCUCUUCCUCAGGGGUACUCCCCCCGCCGAGAGCAACCAAGGGAAACAAACUGUGCCCUUUGACCCCACGAGUCACUAUGGCGACCAGUCCAAGAGAAGUCUUCCGGCAUUCCGGGGUGAGGAGGGCGUGGCCCCGUUUAGCCCCACCCCCGAUACUUCUCUUGACGACAUUCAGCCCUUUCAACUGCACUCUAAUUACUGCCCACCUCCAUCAGGGGAGGGAGGUAAUGGCGGAGUGGGGAGCGAGGCUCCUUACAGUCCUCCUGAAUUAAUCCCUGAACACCAAGGAGACAACCAAUCGGAUUGCUUGAAUCAGUCACGUGACAUCUGUCCUCCAGAAGACCACAGUGGUCCCUUACCCAUGGGGGGUGCGGAACCAAACUCACACCGGAACCCCAUGUUGGCAUACGAAUCUCCCCUGCUAGGGGGAGGGGGUGGGGAACCAAAACCAACCAAAGUGAACCGAAAUAUGUCUGAACAUUCUACGACUGUGAGGCCACACCCUCUGACCCCACCCACUCCAGGUAGUCAGGGGUUACAGAUAGACAUGAAGGAGAGUGUAGAAUUGGAUCGAGAGAUGAAAAGCUCUAGUAAACCAGACGUAGUUCCUCCCUCCCACCUCCCCCUCCGAAGGUCCGUCUCCCCCGGCGAUGAACUUGACAUCCGACCUUCUGCCCCGAGACCUCCUCCCCUCAUUAGGAGAGGUCGCGAAGGUCACAGCAGUGACGAAGAGGACGAUGUUUUUCUUCCUGCUCUCGCUCCUCAUCCCGCCCCCUCUCCCCCUCCUCCCCACACUCACUCGUUACCACAGGCACCACCUUACACGGUGGCCAGCAGAGAGAGUGAGGACGAGGACGAGGAAGAGACUGAGAAGAUGGAAACCGUGGCAACCACUCCAACAACGGGGUCAGGAAUCCUGGUAAUGAGACGAGGUCGAGCGAGGCACAAAACACUGGAUCACGACAAGUUGCAGCUGCCGUUCAAACAUGGCUGGCGUCGCAUAGUGAGGACACAUGUGGGAGUGGACCAGAUGAGAACAGACAUAUUCUACAUCACUCCCUGCAGCAGACGUCUGCGGACGUUCCCUGAGAUCCAGCGCUACCUGCAGACCAGAGGAAUUUCGGACCUUCCUCUUGACUGCUUCACCUUCAGUCGCAAACUGCAGCUCGGAGAGGUUCAGGACGACCAGGACGAGGGAGGCAUCAAGAUUAGUAGGCGUGGCCGGAAGAGAACCACGUCCCUAGCUACACCCACUUCAGCCGACGACACUAUUGCUGCCAUGACAACAAUGACAGGAGCUGACAUCACUCCAACUGUGAGGGCAAGAGGGAGGGGACGGGGUAGAGGAAGAGGAAGAGGCCGAGGGAGAGGGAGGGGGAGGGGGAGAGGGAGAGGGAAGAUGGUGCCAGCUGACUCGCUGAGUGGAGAUGCAGUGAGUUCAGUCUCCAUUGGCUAUCUUCCUCCUGCCACAGCUCAGCCAACCCAGGUCUUCGCCUCUUCCUCCAAUGACGCAACUGACCACACCCCCAACACACCGUGUCCCCAGUCAAUUCCACCUCCCCUCACUGGAACUGACAGUCUUCAUUCCAAUCCACCUCCCGGACCUUCUCCUCAUACAACUUCCCCUUCUGCAGCCACGCCCACUGGACGUGUGUUUAUCACCGUGCCGACAAGCUCUGCCCCUCAAUCAGUCAACCUUGAUCAACCUCCUCCUGCACUGAUUCCCAUUCCAGAGUCUCAGGGAUCUGGAACAGGGACUGGACAGAACGACGCAGGACCUGGCAAGACUCUGGCUCCGCCCACUAAACGAGGAAGGGGGCGUGGUCGAGGCAGGAUUGGUGGGCGUGGUCGAGGAGGAAGAACUGCACAAAUCACAAGUGGGGAUCUUGGUGAGGGUGUGGUGGUGAGGAAGAGAAGGGGGCGUGGCAGGGUAAGACUCUUCGUACACGACUCCACCUCCAGGAAUGUCACAGCCAGUGUGGUUGCCGGGGUAGCAGGGUCCAGUGCAAGAGUGAUAACAGGAGGAGAGGGAGAGGAUAGAGGAGCCUGGAAAAAGUUGCAAGAUGACAAGAGACGAGCGCUGGUCAUGAAGGCCAAGUCGGACCUCCUGCUGAAGAAGAGGUCGGAGGUCAAGAGAGCCAUCCUGACUCAGCGGAAGGUUGCUCAGCGUCAGAGGAGAGAGAGAGAGCGGGCCAUGAUGAGACAGGCCAGGGAAAGACAAGACAAGAUCAACCGACAGAAGGAAGUCGAGGAGCGGGAGUACAGACGUCAGCGAAUGGCGAGACAGAGAGAGACGGAGACAGAGAGGAAAGCCAAGGAGAGGACGCAUCGUCUGCUGGCUCACCUGCAACAACAGGAGUAUGACAGAGACCGCCGACUGUACCAGCACAGACUUGACCUGGAGAGAGCCCAGCAGCUGAAACGACCGACUGAGGACCUGCUGGUCGGCGACACCGUCUCUUUCCCUCCUCUCGGGAAACUGGCCUGGCUGAAACUGCCGUCCACUGCCUUCGCGGACCUCCUGAUGGUGUUUCAGUUCACCCAGUCCUUCAGAGAGUUCCUGGAGAUGGAGGCAGCCCCCAGCUUCCCCUCUCUCUUCUGCUCCCUCCAUAACCACGGGACAGAGGUCCUCUCUGACCUGUUUGUGCAGCUACUGAGGGCCGCUCUAUUUGACCCAGGCAGUAAUGCUCUGACCACUGCUGGUCAGCCAGUGACGGAGGUGGUGGUGACAAGGUUCACGUCCAGUGAGGUGGCGAGACUGUUCCUGCAGGAGAGGCUGAAUGAAGGAGUCAUGCCUCAUCUCUCUGAGGUGGUGGAAACACUGACCACACAGCCACUGGAGAGCCUGUGUCCGAGUCACAAGGUGCAGGUUCUUGCGGCGCUGGUGAACGAGAUCAUGGCCUCACCUGAUCUGUGCCGCGAGGUCGACAUCAGGAUGGAGCAAAUUGCCUCCUUCCGCAGGGAGAAGUGGAAAAUCAACCUCAAGUUGAAGAGAUUCCGUUCCAAGCUGAGUUCAGAGUAUGGAAUCGGGGCCAAGAAGAAGCCAAUCGUGUAUUGUGGGCGUGGUCGACCUCCUAAGAAGGCACUGAUGACUUAUGGACAAGAGGGAGGGGCCGAGGAGAGCAGUGGGGAAGAGGGGGAGGACCCUAGCGAUCAGCUUGAUGAGCAGAAGGCAGACGAAGAAUACAGCGACGAGGACUCCGACGAAGAGACUCCGACAGAGAGGGAAGGGCUGCAGAAGAGGAUUAGGUCUCUAAUGAAGAAACUGCAGUUCAUAAGGUCCUGUAUCCACAGACAGUCUCUGCAAGUGAGGCAGUUCCCAUUAGGUCAAGAUCGCUAUGCCAGGCAGUACUGGAACAUCCCUCAGUUGGCAGGAAUUCUGGUGGAGGGGAUCGAGACCAGUCUCCAUGGCAGCGGGCAGCUGGAUUAUGAGGUGGCCCCUUCUAAUGACGAUAAUCACAACUCGUCAACCAAUCAAAUCACUCCUACCGCUGAAGCCAUGCAAGAGGGGUCGUCACGACAACCACCUAUUUAUACCUCACCCCAAAAUGUGUCUCCUGCUGUUAAUCAAGUGAGUGGGGGUGUGGUCUCUCAGAAGGUGGGUGGAGUCUCAGGGGGUACUGUCUCUCCGGUGCUGGGUGUGGUCUCUCAGGAAGUGGGUGUGGUAUCUCUGGGAGUGGGUGUGGUCUCAAAAGAGGUUGAGAAACUGAAGAAAGACAUGACUGCAGUAUGGAGCAUGAGCAGUGAUGUCAGGUCGCCGUCAGCAACUGCCCCACCCACCGUCACUCCUCACAUCCCCACCCCAAGCACACCCUCACAGCCUCCCGAGUCUCAUUCCCAGACUGGUGGCAUGGAAUGGGAACCAAACUCUAAUAAACAAGACCCCGAGCCUUCAUCUAGUGCCAAUCAUCACACACUCAUUCCUUCACACCCUCCCUCUCCUCCUCAUGACAAGAGCCCUCCAGUUGCCACGACUACCACUAAUCCUGUUGCUAUGGAAACAGAGAAGACCCCUGACCCACAGACCAAUCAGCAAUCCACUUCAGACUCUGCAGCUGUUCCCAUGACAACCGAACAAAUCUCCACUCCGUGGUUCAGCUUAACCCCUCGCUCACCAUGCGAAACGAAACCCGCCGUCACCGUAGCAACCGCAGCACUCCAGAAUGGAAUCACCGAAGCCCAGUACCAGCUGGUUGCUACGACAACGGGUGGGCAACAGCUUCUGGCACAGGCCACACCCUCAGGGAUGAUGCAAUAUUACAUCACACCAUCGGGUGCCAUGGCAGCGGCUCCGACGCAGCAGUUACAGGUGGGGUAUGCUCUGGUGGGAAAUACACUGGUUCCUCAGCAGUACCUGACGGCCGCAGCAACUCCGCAGCAGCAGUUCAUAGUGUCCCAGGGAGGGGUGCAGUACCUGGUGGGGGGCGGGGCCAGCGGACUCCUCGGACUAGGGGGCAUGGCAGUCUUGCCUCAGACAGGGGGUGUGGCUAUCGGAGAGGGUGGGGCUUCAGUACAGACACUGGGAGAAGGGGGUGGGGCUGUUGUACUUGGUGGAGCAGGAGGGGUUGUGACUGGAGAUGAGGCUGCAAACACCACGACCAAAUCAGUGGGCGGAGUCAGGGCUGAGGAUGUGACCAAUCAUGUCGCUGCACUGACAGUUCCUCCUGGUGACGUCACUCCCAGUCAGACACAGGACACUGUUGCCAUGGAAGUCUCACCAGUUGUUAGUAAAGACACCAGUGUUCCAUUGAGUCAGGAGGAGGAGAGAGGUUCUGGUGGUCCAUUGAGGCCGCAGGAGGAGAGAGGUUCUGGUGAUACUGAUGAGAAGAAACAAGAGUUCAUUACUGCAGUCCUACCUGGACAAGACGGGACCUCACAGUACAUCAGUCUGCCAGCUGAUCCGAGGGUGUUGUCAGGGGAGUAUUCAUACGCAGUUCUCCAACAGCCAGACGGGAGCUCCCAGAUUGUCCUCAUGGAGAACAGCACCAUCAACUCUCAGACUCUCUCUCUGGAGUGCCCGCCAGCUGUCAUGAUGUGCAACAUCGCCGAGGCCGACCCUUUCAUUAUCGACAUCACCCUCAUGGUUGCAGAGCAACAGGUGACAGCCCCGCCCCCUCCUGCGGAGGUGAAGAAGAGAGAGAGAGCAAGACUUGUGCUUGCGGAGCUGCUUCAGGAGCAGGACCAAGAUCUGACACAAGGAUGGUGGUCCAUCACUGACCCUCAGGUUGUCGACAGAUUAAUGAGGUCACUCUCCCUGAGGGGGUACAGGGAGAAAGGUCUGUACAGGAAUCUGAACAAGCAGAAGGAGAUUGUGUGCUCUGGAAUGAAGACCGGACCAUUUGACGAGUUCAGAACUACAUUCCAGGGAAUGAUAGAAGGUUUGGUGAGGGGUGGGAAGGGGGAGGACGGGGAGAGGGUGAGGAGUGAGAAAAGUUCAAAGACAGACAGCGAGUCGCAGAGUUCGGAGGACAGCGGCUCAGAAUCCUCUGACGACAGCUCUUCGUCGACCAAUCACAAUCCUCCCGAUUGUCAUGUGACCAAGAUGGUCGCAAAGGUAACAACAGAAGCUGUGCAGCUGGCCAAUCAGAUUGCAGAUCUGGAGGUGUACGACCCAGCGUACCCGGAGAUGACACUCUCUGCAGCUCUCUCUCUCUUCUGCUCCAUCAUGAGGAUGAAAGACAGACUUCAUGAGGCGCAGCUGCUGCAAGAGUGGGAGCACCCUGCGGUGACAGUGGAGGAGGUCAAAGGUUACGAGGAGCCGCUGCGGUAUAUUGGGCAGUUCCUGUUGCUGGUGGAGCAGAGUCUGCGGAGGAGCUACCUCCGACCUCCGCUCAGAGACAAGAAGUACAUCUCAAAAUCUCCACCACCACUCCCGAGAUCUAGUGGGCGUGGCCGACCGUCAAAGGAGCCCGAGGCCCCGCCCACCCAGACCCAGGAAGAGCCGACUGAUUACCUCAUCAACUGGCAGGGAGCCGUCUCCAUGGUAACAUCGGCCUCCCAGCUGGCGGUGUUGGCGGGGCAACUGAACAGCUGCGUGGCCUGGGAGAACAGUCCCAGUAAAGUGGUGAGAUAAUACACCGUUACCUUGGGGACAUUGACAUUCAGAGGAGUGUCUUAGUCAGAGAUUACUGUAGUAUGGUGCAGAAGAGAGACAAUAAUGAUUUGUUUAUUGACCCCUGCUGAAUGUGUCUGCAGUACUGCCAGGAGUGUCACAGUGCUGAGAAUGAAAACCUCCUGUUGCUAUGCGACGGCUGUGACAAGGGAACACACACCUACUGCUGCAAGGUAAGCCCCGCUCAUCUUGUCUCUCUCUCCCCUCAUCUUGUCUCUCUCUCCCCUCAUCUUGUCUCUCUCCCUCCACAGCCUAAACUGACAACCAUUCCAAAGGGAGACUGGUACUGUCGUUUCUGUUCCACCAACAAAUCUCGGUACAGAUCCUGUGCUAUAUGUGACAGAUCUAGAGGAGAGCUCCUCCACUGCUCUCGCUGUCCCAAGGCCUACCACAAACGCUGCCUCACUCCCCCACUCUCCAGAAAGCCGUCGGGGGUGUGGCUGUGUGCCACUUGUCGACGCAAGUCGGCACAGAAACAGCAGACUCCGCCCAUCUCAACCCCCUCGCCUUCUACCAAUCACAUCACCUCUCGCAAGAGAAAGUGAGAAUUGUUCAUACCAUAACUCAUAAGAAAGCUGAAACUUGCGAUCACAUGAGUGUCACGUGACCUGUCAGGGAGGAUCUGGAGGUGUGUCAUGUGAUCCUGGGGGAGCUGGAGGCCCACAGAGACAGCUGGCCGUUCCUGGAGCCCGUGGACAGAGCAAAGCUCCCCGAGUACUUCAGAGUGGUCAAGAAACCAAUGGACUUUCAGACCAUUCGCUGCAAACUCAGAGAUGGCAGGUAUUCCUGUCGCGAGGCUUUUGCCAGUGACUCGCGACUCGUGUUUUCAAACUGUCUUUUCUACAACGAGGACCAAUCAAAAGUAAGCUGCAAAUUCUGCCGAAACUGAACUACAUUUGAAUCUUCAAUAAUUGUCAUCCCCACAGAUUGGAAUGGCAGGUCAUUCAAUGAAAAACUUUUUUGAGAAGCGAUGGUCAGAGUUAAAUAGAUAGCUAACCCACUAGUUUCCUUUUUUUCCCCGUUGUGGUUCAUCGUCUUUUUUCUUUGCACGCUGCUCAAUCAUGCUUUAUUCUGACAUUGAAUUAUAUUAUAAUUUU
Messenger RNA from Geodia barretti, 8400 nucleotides. Lineage: Eukaryota; Metazoa; Porifera; Demospongiae; Tetractinellida; Geodiidae. The record is from the annotation of a GenBank genome assembly.